CCGGUUGUGACAAUGGCAGUUGAUGGAACUCACAUAAAGAUAAUGGCUCCAACGAGAGAUAAACAUCUUUAUUAUAAUCGCAAAGGAUUCUCAAGUCUGAACGUUAUGAUAGUGAGACUUUUAUAUUUAUCUUUAAACUGAAUAUUUAUAUAUAUUCGCUUUUCUGAAUGUAUAUAGGUGUGCGACCACAAAAUGCAAAUACGCUACGUUAGUGCAAAAUAUCCUGGCAGUAGUCACGAUUCUCAUAUAUGGGAUUUGAGUGACAUAAAAACUAUCAGCACAACCAAUUAUCGGAGAGGAAAUGCAAAUUUAAUAUUAGGAGACAAAGGGUAUCCUCUUCAACCAUGGCUCAUAACUCCAUUUAGAGAACCAAUCACAUGCCUCAGAAAAAGAAGAUUUAAUACGUAUCAUGCUAAAGGCCGAAUAGUUGUUGAGAAAACAAUAGGUUUAUUAAAAUCAGUAUUUUGUUGCCUUUGCAGUGAACGAGGACUACAUUACGCACCAUAUAAAACAGCGCGUAUUGUUAAUUUCUGCUGUGCAUUGCAUAAUAUUCGUUUGCAUUUUAAUUCUAACGAAAAUUUUAAUGAGCCACACCUGGAUAUAUCUGAAAAUGAAUAUUCAAACAAUGAUGACAAUGAUUUAAAUGAUAUGCCUACCGACGAAGCAAAUAGAAUAAGAGAAACUUUUUUUAGAUAUGUUUUAGUAUAA
Molecule: messenger RNA, 708 nt
Organism: Bactrocera tryoni
Lineage: Eukaryota; Metazoa; Arthropoda; Insecta; Diptera; Tephritidae
Product: putative nuclease HARBI1
Exons: 2
Coding region: 193-708 (171 amino acids)
Source: RefSeq, a predicted model, not a curated record